GUCCUUGCCUUGAGUGUCGGGGCCCAGCCCUGCUCCCAAAGACUGGACGUGUGCCCCGGAUCGAUUUUCUGUGGCAGAGGGAGAGGAUUUGGGGCGCGGGCGGACUUUGGUCCUCCUUCCUCUGUGCCUCCCACACUCCAGCGCUGAGCCACGUGUUAGAAUUUGGACUCGGACCAGAGUCCCAGAUGGGAGCGGGAUCCCGGGGUGGGGCGGGGAGCUCCUGCUGGUGCCAAGGUGCAUGGCGCGGCUCAGCCCCUUAACAGGACAGCCCCGUUCAUCUGGGUCUCCAAAUACUGCUUCCACCUCACCGACCCCCAUUCCCUCUCGCUGUCUCCUUUCAGCUAAGAAGAGUCCCGGUGGACAAAUAACCCCGAGACAGUCGCUGGUUCAGAAGCACUCUUGGUGUAUUCUGCUUCCUUCUGGCAAUCCUGCCCACCAUGUCCUCCAAGAAGCUGAUGAAUUCUGUGACAGGCUGUGCCGACGAUGCCCUGGCCGGGCUGGUGGCCUGUAACCCUGACCUCCAGAUUCUACAAGGACACCGAGUGGCCCUGCGCUCUGACCUGGAGAGCCUGAAGGGACGGGUGGCCCUGCUGUCGGGUGGGGGCUCUGGCCAUGAGCCUGCCCACGCAGGUUUUAUAGGCAAAGGGAUGCUGACCGGGGUCAUUGCCGGUGCGGUGUUCACUUCCCCCGCAGUUGGCAGCAUCCUGGCCGCGAUCCGGGCGGUGGCUCAGGCUGGCGCAGCGGGGACGCUGCUCAUCGUGAAGAAUUACACGGGAGAUCGACUCAACUUUGGGCUGGCCCGGGAGCAGGCCCGGGUGGAGGGCAUCCCGGUGGAGAUGGUUGUCAUCGGCGAUGACAGCGCCUUCACCAGCCUGAAGAAGGCGGGCAGGCGGGGCCUCUGUGGCACGGUGCUCAUCCACAAGGUGGCAGGUGCUCUGGCAGAGGCCGGCAUGGGGCUCGACGACAUUGUUCGCAGAGUGAGCGCAGCUGCUGCUGCCAUGGGCACCCUGGGGGCGAGCUUGUCCUCCUGCAGCGUCCCAGGCUCCAAACCUACCUUCCAGCUUCCUGUUGAUGAAAUGGAGCUGGGCUUGGGGAUCCACGGGGAGGCUGGCGUACGUCGGCUGAAGAUGGCCACGGCGGAUGAGGUGGUGAAGACAAUGAUUGACCACAUGACUGACCCCUCCAACGAGUCCCACGUACCGGUCAGGUCUGGCUCUUCGGUGGUGCUGGUUGUCAAUAACCUGGGCGGCCUGUCUUUCUUGGAGCUGGGCAUCAUGGCUGAUGCAGCAGUCCGCUGCCUUGAGGCCCGUGGUGUGAAGAUUGCCCGUGCCCUGGUGGGCACCUUCAUGUCAGCACUGGAAAUGGCUGGCCUCUCCCUGACCCUCCUGCUGGUAGAUGAUGCCCUCCUUAAACUGAUAGAUGCUGAAACCACGGCUUCGGCCUGGCCCAACGUAGCCAGAGCGCAUGUGACAGGUCGCACCCGGAGCCGGGCAGCGCCUGCCGAGAAGCCAGAGGGCACCGAGCCGACGGCGACGGGAGGUGCUGGCUCCCAGAGGGCAGCUGCCAUCCUGCAGCGAGUGUGUGCCACCCUCCUUGGCCUGGAGGAACACCUGAAUGCUCUGGACCGAGCUGCCGGAGAUGGCGAUUGUGGCACCACCCACAGCCGAGCUGCCAGAGCGAUCCAGGAAUGGCUGAAGGAGGGCCCACCCCCCAGCCACCCUGACCAGCUACUCUCUGGAUUGUCGCGGCUCCUGCUGGAGAAGAUGGGAGGUUCAUCAGGGGCGCUCUACGGCCUGUUCCUGACUGCGGCUGCCCAGCCCCUCAAGGCCACGCCUGGCCUCCCCGCCUGGACUGCUGCCAUGGAUGCUGGCCUGGAGGCCAUGCAGCGGUACGGCAAAGCUGCUCCUGGGGACAGGACCAUGCUGGACUCGCUAUGGGCCGCAGGCCAGGAGCUCCACGCCCUAAAGACCCCGGGGGCUGACCUGCUGCAGGUGCUGAGCAAAGCGGUCAAGAGUGCCGAGGCCGCGGCAGAGGCCACCAAAAAGAUGGAAGCUGGAGCUGGGCGAGCCAGUUACAUCAGCUCGGCCAAACUGGAGCAGCCGGACCCGGGGGCCGUGGCCGCCGCCGCCAUGCUCCGGGCCAUCCUGGAGACGUUACAGAGCCAGAGCGCGUGACUCUCCUUCCCCAUCCAGUCCCGUCCCUCUCCCCAACCGCUGCUGUGCAGCUGCUCAGGGCCCACAUCCUCACCUCCACCUCUCCAUGG
Molecule: messenger RNA, 2263 nt
Organism: Phascolarctos cinereus (koala)
Lineage: Eukaryota; Metazoa; Chordata; Mammalia; Diprotodontia; Phascolarctidae
Gene: TKFC
Product: triokinase and FMN cyclase
Biological process (GO): glycerol catabolic process
Cellular component (GO): cytosol
Molecular function (GO): glycerone kinase activity; ATP binding
Source: RefSeq, a predicted model, not a curated record